AUGGGGGAGAAAGGAGAGAAGGUGGACACAGGGGAGAUAGGGCUGAAGGUGACGGGGAGACAGAGGAGACUGAAGAGAUGGGGGGACAUGGAGAUGAGGGAGACAGGGGCAACGGGGGAGACUGGGGAGGCACGGGAAACAGGGGAGACUGUAACCACCGUGCCGCCCAGAGAUUGGCCGCCCGUGGUAGAGACUGAAGAGACUGAGGAGACGGGGGAGACACGGGAGAGUCUGAGGAGAGACGGGGGACAAGCGGGGAAGGGGGGACAGAGAAUGCAGGGGAGAUGGGGAGACAUCUCUUUCUUGUAA
Molecule: messenger RNA, 309 nt
Organism: Knipowitschia caucasica
Lineage: Eukaryota; Metazoa; Chordata; Actinopteri; Gobiiformes; Gobiidae
Source: the annotation of a GenBank genome assembly